ACCGAGACCACAGUUAUUUCAAAAUGGCGGCUGAACGUUGUUGAUGCAGCCUGUUACAACAUUUACCCGUCUUUAACGAAAAGAUCCCCUCUUUCAGCAAGAUGAAUAUACUCAAAACGCCGGAAGAUAGCACUGCCUUUGUGAGAAUCAUGGGUGAAUUCGACCAGUUUUUGUCUAACAACCCGAAAGGUCGGCUAACGUACGAAGACUAUUCCAGUGAGACACGCUUCAAACAAGGAGGUAGUUCCUCCUCCAGCAGGGUCUUGAGUAAAUCGCGGAGCCAGGGAAGUCUCCUUACUAAAGAACGAGAGAAGGAUGUGGAACUGAUAAAAAGCCGGAGCAAAAUAGUGCAGUUAGAGAGUGAAAUGAACAGCUUGGAAUCUGAAAGAAAGCGAGCUCGAAUAGAAUUCGAGAAAGAUGCAGGAAAUCAGAAGCUAAGUUUUCGCCGACUGGAAGAGAAAUACGACGACCUGCAGCAGAACUUUUUGUGCAUUGCAGAACAGGAGAAAAAUGCUAAAGAUCAGUUAAAGGAAGUGAAAAAAGAGUACGAAAUUUUCCGUAAUAAAUCAGAACAAAAGUUGCAAAACCUUCAGAGAGAAAAACUGAAAGCUUGCGCGGAACGAGAUGAGGUUUGUAUGUAAUUUGCUCUUUCAGAUUUCCAUUUAGUGGUCAGUUAUGUAACCUUCGACGUCAAAAUUUCUUUUAAACUGAUCCAGCUGAAAACAUUUUUUUAAUCACCUUGACAUUGAGUUUUCUCCUUCUUGUCCAGUAGGGGAUGUGGGAAAAGGCCCCCAUUUCUCCAUUAUUUUAAGACCAAAACUGAGGUUUGAGAACAGAGGGACUGGUAGGUCUGUGCAUUGAAUAAAGGUCUACACCUAAGUCUACUCUCCACUUUCUUUUAUCCUGAUAAUUGAUGUGAACCAAUAACAUCGAUGAUGAGCUAACAAGCCAAAUAGGGCAGUUCGCUUGUUACCUUAAUUGUUAGAGUGCUGUACCACUAAGGCAGGGGUCAUGGGUUCAAACCCUGUACAAGCCUAAAUUUUUUCAGGCUUUCUUUUUGCAACUGCAAAAGCUGCAUCUAGAACAGUGAUGAUCUUCUUUCACUAAUUCUUCACCCUGCUGUUCCUAUACAGAGGUUCCAAUAAAUGAUUUUCAUUUCAUACAUCAUGCUUUCAAAAGUCUAUAACAAGCCAACUCAAUGACCUGCCACCAGCUGGCUUGUUAGCUCAAUUGGUAGAGCACUGCAUGAGUAUUGCAGAGUUCAAGGGUUUGAAUCCCUUACAAGCCUGAAUUUUCAGGUUUUCUUUCCACAACUGCAAAGCACAACAGACCUCAAUCUUUGUAAUGAAUUUUGCAGAUAAGGGAGGAUUCAAGCAAAAAACAAAUGGAGAUGAAGAGUUCUUUGUUUAGGUAAUUAUUUGCAUCAAUUGAUAUAAAGUAAUGAGUAAGUUGGACUUACCAUUUAGGUGUGGCUUAGUCUCUCUUGGGGGAAUCAAUGAUUUUGAUUUCUUAGUAAGAUUGAAUUAUUAAUAUUUGUGUCUGUUAUGGUCGAUUAGUGAGGCUUUGUCACUAAAGGGUGAGCUUUUUCUUCUGCUUAACAGCAUGAAAAAGGGGAAAGUCAUUGAAAACAUGAAUGAAUUGUCACUGCUUUUAAAGGAGUUACCUAUGCUCCUUUCAGUUUAAUUACUGAUCCCUAUCUGAAGUGAUAAAACCUUUGAUGAAGUUUAACAUAUGUAGCAUUACGUUAUGUUUAGCUAAUAUGAGAUGGGAAGCUUAUUUUUGAGUUUAAUUCUAAUUUACAACAAUGGAAAUGUUAAUGCAGUAAACCCACUGCAAGAUAUAGGGUCGGCCGGGGUUUUUGGGUAUACGGUAUACAGGGGCUUUGUAAAUCGGGUAUAUUGUAUAUUGCAGCUUAAAGGGAACCUCCACUUCAACAAAAAGAUAACUUUAAAUCACAGGAAAUAACUGUUACAGUCAAGUCAAUCUAAAAUAUUUUUAAAGAAAGCGUUUGCAUCCGAAAGAAAUAACUUUUAGAUUCGCCUAUUUUUGUUUUCAAAUUUUGCGGGCGUUGCCAUCUUGAAUAAUUGUGAUGUGUAAUGGUUGCCCUAUUGUUAUUAAACAAAAGCUUUUUGUGUCAGAACAAUAGAGCAACCGAACGUCACAAUUAUUAUAUUAAUGAAAUUUUUCGAUUUUAAAAUUCACUUUUCCUGAUAUAAACACUUUUUUAAAGACAAAUUUCGAACAAAUUUGUUUAUCAACAUAAUUUUAUUCGAUUUAAACUUAUUCUGUAGUAAGAGUGGAGGUUCCCUUUAAAUACGGGUAUUCGGUAUAUCACUUUCUUUGAAUUUCAGGUAUAAAGUAUGCCUGGGUAUAAUUUUGUGUAUAUUUGAAUGAAUUUUGGGUAUUUUUGGGUAUUUUGGCGAAUGUUUUUCAGGUAUGCUGGUAUACCACUACCCGCCCCCCCUUGGCCGAUCCUGAAGAUAAUGGUGGACAAAAUAGUACAGAUUUCUGCAUAAAUAAGGUUCAUUGCUUCAUGUACAGUAAAAGUAAUUCUUUUUUUCAGGCUAGAAACUGAAAAAGCUACGACGCAAACUGAGCUGGAAGAUACUAAGAGUCAACUGGAAAGUUUUAAAAGGUACUAAUGAAGGCAAAACUAGCCAAGAAGUAAGGCAUGUUUCAGCCAAUGAGGCACAUAUGGCCAGAGCUUUUUACUAAGUUUCAGUAGCACGAAGUUUCCUCGGAGUAUUGUCACUCCACCGUGGAUGGGAUGCUAGUCAAAGGUUACGGAACCCCAAGCAGUAGGUUGCUAGUUCCCAUUUAUCAGUGCUUCUGAUAGUUCAUGGAAGAAAGUCAAAUCUCGCGUAAUUUUUAGUGACAGAUUCACAGAAAAAUUGACCAAUUUUGCAGAAAUUUUCAGGGUAACUUCACCAAAAAACAAUUAGUAGAAAAUGGCAAUUUCGUGGAAAUUUUCUCGGCAAAUUUUACUAGAAAAUGAUCUAUGUAAUGUUUCGUAAAAGAGACAAUCAUUUGCUAUUUUAACAACAAAGCACUGAAGAAAUGAGCCAGUGGCAAAGCUUUUAACAGCAUGACUAGUGCCCAGUUUUUCACAACAUAAUUUACAUUUAGUAGUUUUGGGCAUUGUUUGCUCGUUUUGGUGGUGAAGUUUCAAGAUAAAUUUGCACGUUUACAGCUAUUAAACAGCCCUAAUAGCCGAGAUAAGUUUUCAAAUAUGUUGUAUUAGACAUUUAAUUGUAAGAUUUCUAGCAAAUGUUGUGGUACUUGCAUGUUUUUGUGAAUUUCAUGGGAUUUUGCGGAUUUACCUGAAUUUCAUGGCUCCGCGACUGCUCAAAAUAUCAGAAGCCCUGAUUUAUACACCUGGGCCAUAGAGAAAAAUGGGAAAGUGAGGGAAUCUCAGGGCAUUGUUGGCGGGGAUAAUACUAAUGUAAAUUACAUCAUAGUUAUUUUGAGAGGUUGGUGCUGUGACAUCCACUGAUUUUAAUCAAUUGAAACAUCAAGUCCACAUGCGACCGCCUUAGGGCAAACAAUGGAGAAUAUUGUAAUGGCAACACACCAAGAGAGCAUAAUAUCCCAUAAUUCUCUCUUGAAAACACUGAAUAAAAGUGUGCAACCCCUCUGGAAACCAUCUUCCAUUGAUUUCAAGUGCUUGUUGGUCUAAAAAUAACUUUGCUGAUAUUCACAUAUCCCUUGGGCUAGACUGGGCGUGUCUCUCUCUGUACCAUUACUCUCUCUUGACCUAAGUGAAGAGAAACGUGGUGGAGGAAAGUUUAUUGUCUGACUAAGGAAAUAAUGGGAUAGCUAGACUUGAAACCCAGACCUCCAGAUCUGAAGUUCAAAGUGUCGACCACCGGGUUAUCAUGAAAAACAUGUGGUCUGCACCGGCAAUUCGCAUUUGAAGCUCCUCUUAAAGGUAUGUAGUGACAGGCUAUUGCUAGUGUCUGUGGUCAGAGUUCCAGGCACUUACAGUGCGAUAGUAAAAUGACCGUUGUGCGUAACUGUUCUGCAAAGAGGGAGAUUUCGAUUGUCCCUUUUCCUUGGUUUAGUGAUGUGUAUCUGAUUGCUUACUGAGUUUACUACUCAAGUACAAUGGAGCGAGGCCAUUAACAAUUUUGUAUACUUGGGUAGUAUCACGGACUAAUAGCUGAUCUUUGAUGGAGGGCCACCCUAAUUCCCGAAGAACAGGCAAGAUGUGAUCAAACUUUUCAGUAUCUGUUAAUACGCAGGCGGCAAAGUUUUGCACUAAUUGUAACUUUUGACACAGAACUCUUGAAUGUUAAUUCAAAGUUUGUGUCUUGCUUAAUUCUGACCUGUAAUAUUUGCAACAGGUAUGUCAUAUGUCGUAUUUAUGCUCUAGCUAGAGAUGAUAAGAGGUUUUCACACACGUAUGCCUAUAGUUUUGUUUCAUAUUAAUUUUUACAGAAGACGUAGUGAGUUAAUGUCUCAGUUACUGGAGCUGGAGCAACUCAGAGAAAAAUCAAAUACUGCUGAACACAGGGUCAAGGUAUGAUUUUAGUACUGCAUGUACAUGAAGCUCUGUAACUAUGCCUCCAGAUCAAAGAACGUAAAACACAAAACAUAGGACUCAAAAGUUUUUUGGGAUAAUCUGCCAGUUUAGCAAUUUAGCAUUCUGUCAAGUAGCUUUACCAUAGAAAUAGCCUGACAAUACAACCAACAUUUUUGCAAUUUGUUACCACUGGUUUCUGAGGAACAAGUGCAGAAAUUCCAUACUGAUGAUGCAUUACUACCUGGGUCGAUUUGGGUAGUGCUUCUGAUUGGUUGAAGCAAAUUUUCAACCAGUCAGAAGCACUACCCAGAUUUGGGUAGAGUCACAUGAUCAGUACAGAUUUCUGCACUCGUUCCUCAGACGCCAUUUCGCUGGGAAACCAGUGGUGGCAUCACAAAAUGAUGGUUGUUAUCUAAGGCUACAUGCACCGCAGAAAUAAAUUACCAGUAACAUCAUAUGAAUAACAAAAGACAUAUCACUAAUGUACCAACUUUAAUGUAAUUUAUUGAUAAGGAACUGGAGCAGAAGCUGGCUCGCCAGGAAGAAGCUACAGGGGUUGCCAUGGUGAUGCAAACACAACUCACAAAAUACAGGGAAUUACAGAAAGAAAAUGAGAAAUUAAAAGAAGACAAUCAUUAUUACAGGUAUAACUAACAUUUCUAUUAACAAUAAACGCUGCAGAAAAUAACAACUUUGCAACAACUACCGAAAGUGAAUGCAUGAAAAUUUCAUGCUUUUUUGUUUGAACUGCACACAAAAGAUCUUAUAUUCACCUUUUAAGUUUGUGUACUUUAUAUUAGUAAUUUGUGCAGUGUAUGAUAAUGACAAGGCUCAAAAAAAAGUCCUAUCCAGUCAUCCUGGACAAGUAGAUUUUCUUACUGGGCAAGUAACUUUUAAAGCUAGGGUCUAAGCAAGUCAUCUUCAAACUAAAUCAGUAACUUAUGCCCCAUUCACACCAACUAAACAUGUUUAAUUAAACCAGGUUUUAAAAAAUGAAAAACAGACAUGGAAAACUGCAACACAGGGUUUCACACAGCUUUUAAAUGAAAUUCAACAUGUUUUGUAAUUUGCCUUGUCUUCAUAGCCAAUAACAUCAUGGCUUAACUGACAGAAGACCAAUAACAUCGCAACAUAAUUGACCAAUCAGAUCAAUAACCACAGUAUAAUACCAUCAACUGACGUGACACAACUCACUUUGACUCUGAAGAUGACUACCGCACAGGUUGUCGAAACGUCAGUCACUGUCAACAACAACAGUCCUAUUCAGGACUACGUUCACCCGGACGAUCAAACUCAACCUUUUGAAAUGACUCCUGGGUUCAAACCUUUCACAAUUUAAGUUACUUAGCAGCUUUUAUGAAGGAAAGAAAACCAAACGGUGUUUAAUUAAACAGCUUUUAAACAUAUUUAAGUUUCGGUCUGAAUGGGGCUUGAGUUAAGGAAGAAGUGACCCUAGGCAAGCAAUGUUAGAGCUGCUUGCAAGCCCAAAGGACAAGCUGGGAUUCAAGUUUUCUUGUGCCCUGAAUGAGAUUGAAACAGGAAGUAAAAUUUGAUUUAAGGAUGAAAUUGAACCACAUUCUCAUGAUAAUGUGCAAUGUAGGUCCAUGAUCUUGAACUUGAGGUGAUAGUUUUGUUCUUAGCAGGUGAAUAUAUACUUGUUAUUGUAUGAGAAAAUUUUUUAAAGCGCCUGAAAUAACCCACAGAAAAUAAUAGUUGAACUAAAUAUGCAUGUAGAAUUUAUUAUUAUGUACUUUUAAUACUAGCCUGCGAACGGCAGACGUUUCUCCUCGCUCAUCGCCGCUGAGGGACGUUUCGCGAGGAGGAACGUCUGCGACUCAGCGACAGAAAUUCCAUACUGAUGACGUAAAUCAAUGUUUACAUAAUAAAUUCGGUAGUCAUGGGGUUCCAAAUGCAAAUUUGUUUCAUUUUACGUUUCUCCUGGUCGAUUUUGGUAAAGUGUUGUGUUCAUCUUCAAAUGAGCUCCAGCAAAACUUAAAUGCUUCUUCGAGAGAAGACUGUAUUCCACAAAUAUUGGCCGUUUUGUUAGAGAUUCAUCGUGUUUACAUUUGACCUUUGUGGCCUUUUGUCUUUUGUCUGUCAUUCGUAAACAAUAGCUAAAACAAUGAAACUGCUCCGUCGACCAAUUAGCGCUUCUGACCAGAUUCCGGACAGAUUUUGCGUCAUCAGUAUGGAAUUUUGUCGCUGAGUCGCAGACGUUCCUCCUCAUGAAACAUCCCUUAGCGGCGACGAGCGAGGAGAAACGUCUGCCGUUCGCAGACUAUUUUAAUACCAGUUUAACAGGUAUGUCAUCUUGAAGCCCUUGAGUUUAAAUCCCCAAAGUUAUUGUCAACUAAACUAUUUCCCUUUGUAAAACUGUGAAAGGUUUGACCCCAGGAGUCAUUUCAUUUAAGUACAGGUGGGUUGAGUAUGAUCAUUCCGGUGAACGUAUUCCUGAAUAGGACUGAUGUUUUGACAACCUGUGCAGUUGUCAUCUUCAGACUCAAAGUGAGUUGUAUCACAUCAGUUGAUGGUAUUCAACUCUGUUUAGUGACCUGGUCAAUGAAGUCACAGUGUUAUUGGUUGUCUGUCAGUUAAAGCAGUGAUGCUAUUUUUCGAUCCAUCUAUUGUCACAGUUUAACAGUUGUUGAAAUUUUACAUUAUAGCUAGACCCUGUCCUCAAGCUGAGGGCAUUGCCACUGAGCUGGGCAUCAAUCUUACAGUGCAAUAGGAACAACUUUUGUAGCAACAGUAAUUUCUUUAUUUUUAGAGAGACAAAUGAAAGUAACCUUUUAUUGAAAGAGAAAGCUGACAGUUUGCAAGCAAAGCUUGUGCGGGCUGAGCAGAGGGUUACAGAACUGACAAGGGUGGAGAUUGAGAAUGAAGUGAGUGAAAUCUAAUUCAAGUCAAUGUUACCAUGUCUGUUUGAAUUUUGCGAAUACUAAGCUCCCCUGGGCAUUGCUACACUUAUUAGGUACUUGUUAUUAUGCAUUAUUUUUGUGCAUUCCUUAAUGAUUUUGUUAGAGAAUUUGUUCCUCAUUUUUAAAGACAACAAACGUGUUUUGUUUACUUCUCAAAGGUUUCCAUAAAUAUUAUUGUUGUUGCGAUUUAAUUUAAGCAUUGUGCUCACAGACCAUUAAUUUUCUCGUAAGAGAUUGUUGAGCAUGUGUAUGAAAUCGCUCGCAUGCUACUGAAUUGUCAAAGAAAAAGAAAAAUGUCUCUGGAUAGGCUGAGCUUUAAGGAAUGAGAAAAAUGUACACACACUAUCCAUGGGCUUUCAUAUCUGCUAGGUGUAAACAGUGUUGUAGAGAACUUGGAAUUUGAAAAACUUUCAUUUAGUUGUUUUUGUUGUUCUUUUGUUUUGAUAUUUAUGUUAGGAGCUGAAAAAGAAAAUUCAGAAGUGGGAAACUGAGGAUUUAUCAGGAACAAAAAGGCUGAGGUCUGGCUAUCAUUAAUAUAAACUAUGUCCUAAUAUUUUAUUUCUAAUAACUAACAAGUUUUUGUGAAUUACGUAAAAUAUUGACUUGGCUUGAUUGACUUGACUCACAUUUUUAAUGAAUUAUUUUUAUGAAAUUCCUUACUUUACAGAUCACCUGCCCAGCUUGCCCAAGAUGUUGCAAAUCUGCAGAAAACUCAGGUGGUAUUACUGGAAACACAGAGUGAUUUAAAAUCCAGGUGUGGAUGCUCUUUAUCAUGUUAUGUUACUAAACAUAGAUUGUCAUUCAUUCAAAAUACAUAUUUGUAACAGAAUCACUGAUGAAUAAUAAAUCAGUUCUUGGAUAUGGCUUUUUAAAUACGAUCUAAAGAAUUACAGAGUAUACAGAUCUCGAAGGGUAUUGUCCAUCUUGGAGAGUGUAACAGCUGUAUCACUCUCCGGCUCAAUCCAAUAAGUGUUAAUUUGGCUGACUUAGAAACAGGACAGGAACGUCAGUUGACGAAGGGAAAGUGCGCGGAAAGGACUGAACACAACUUGCGGUGCCCAAUUUACCACUCUGUCAUUGGUCAAGCCAGUUGUUUGAUUUGCGCGCGCCGUCGUCAACUGACGUUCCCGUUCUGUUGCUAAAUCAGCUUAUUAUCUAAUGGCCAAAACUGAUUGUCAAAAUCUCAGUCAGUUUUGUGCUUCCAAACUGAUUCUCAUUAUUUGAAUGAUUUUUUUAUCUUUCCAGUGCACAGAUCAAUGAGAGAGCUUACCAUAGGGCAGCAGAGGAACUAGCUGUUGUUAAAAGAGAGGCAGUAGAAUUAAAGGUAACUUAUAAAAAAGGGAACUCUUACAAUUAAAUACUGACAGUGUAUACUAUGUAGUGAGUACAAGGUAACUGCUGUCACUCUGUUAAGCCAGGGGUGUCUUCAUGUAAACGUGGUGGGGAUGCUUACAAGUCAGAAACUGUAGAAUUUUAAAAACCCUUAGAGGAAACAAAUCUGGGUUAAACUACUGGUCUAUGUCAAAACUGGAAAAAAACUGGUUUAAGGGUCUAUUAUUUAAUUAGCUGCUAGUUACCGUGUCAUGGGCUUUCGCUUAAAAAGUCACUGCUAUUAAAAUCUUUACGCAACUGUAUAUUCAACUUGUAUUAUUUUGGAACACACAGGAGAAUGCAGAGCGACAAAGGGAACGGAAUCAAAAACUCCAGCGAAGGCUGUUUCUUGUCACAGCUGUAAGUGAACUAAUAGCUUGUUUGUUACAAAAGGUAAUAGUAAUGUUAUGGUUUUGCUGUUGUGUGGGAAUUUUUCCAGCACUUAACUAGUUUAAUUUCACAGAUCAUUUGGAUGGUUUACCGUGAAUAAUCUCAAUAGACACUUGGGGGCGUCUAUUCAAUUUUAGGGGUCCAAAAGGUGCCGUUUUAUUCUCGUAACUGAAACAACCUCAACAAAACUAAUAUGCUUUGGCGGAAAUAUUAAAAGGAAUAUUCACUCCAUCAAUUGAUAUGUCUAGGCCGUUUAGAGAUCCAUAUCUCUCUUUCAAAUCUCAACAUUAAGGUCAGAAUCCUUGUUUAAAGACAUUAUGUUGCCAUGAUCGUUAGUUUGUCCUUACUUUGAACUUGUUAUUGAGCAAGAUACUAUGCGCAAACCCUUAUUAAUUCCUAGUAUCUUGGAGUAAAUCUCUUAGGGGGCGUCUAUAAGACAGGGGGCGUCUAUUACAAACUGUCUUAACAUUGUAGAGGGGUGUUUAUUAGAUGAGAGGCGUUUAUUUGAGAGUGGGCGUCCAUGAGAUCAUUGACGGUAUACUUUCAAGUUAUAUCCCUCCCAGUUAAAAGAUUGUAUCUAAAAAAUGGUGACAGUGGCAAACACAAUGAAGAUGAUGAUGAUUUUCAAUGUCGUCAUUAGGAACGCGAUGGAUGCCGAAGGAUUUUGGAUAAUUACGAUAACAGCUAUUCAUCAAACUAUGACCCUCAGAUUCGUGCAAGACUGCAAGAGGUUGGUGUUAACAGAACAGGAGGGUCUGAAUGGGGUUUGGUGUCAUUUGCUCAUAAUUUCUAGUGUUUGUUGUUAAAUUGGCAAAUUUUUUAAUAUCUACUGUUUCCGGAGAAAAUACUGUGUUAUGUUUGGAGGCUUUUUCGUGGAAAAAAGGCCUAUAGUCUUUUGGCAUAGUCAAUUCUUAUCUGCUCUUUGAAAAUUUUCGGAUUUCUCCUCGAAAAUCUUCGGUUUUCUUUGGACAUCUUCGGAUAUAUUCGGUAGUUUUCGGAAAUCUUCUGAAAUAAAUGGGAAUAUGUCGAAACAAAAUAAUAUUGUUUUUUGGGAGCAGUUUGUGUUUCAUUCUGGAAAAAAAAUUACUGUUACAGCGAAUUUUUUAGUGUUAAUGUUAAAAUGCCUAAAAUUUAACUGUUUCAUGUUACAGGACCAAACCAUUAAGUCUUUAGUUUUACCGAAGUACCCCCAUUCAGAUCCUAGCUCACGCUGAGUUUUUUUUCCUUUUUUAAGAUACAUGUAGAAGAUACUUGUGAGCUAGAAUGAAGCUGCUGUUCUUUAAUUAAUAGUUUAGAUGCUAUGAGGAAAAGAAAUCGACGUCAAAGACGUCAGUUGGUUGACGAUACAGAAUUAUGACAAUUGUUAGACUGCCCUUGCCAAGUUUUCAACAGUAUUUUGACAAAACUUCUAUCACUAAAUAUAUGGCUUUGAAAAGUGUCUUAUUCGAACUUAAUCGUAACGUAAUUUGAGGUUUUUUAUAUCGUCUUAGACUCACGGGUUUCAGUGUCGUUUAUAUUAGUUGAAGUACAUACUUCUUUGUCACUUAGAGCUUUGAGCCCAGAAUACAAAGAAGAAGAAGUUUGAAGUUUAUUGGUCUUCAUAAGUUACAAAUUAAAUUAAUUUAAACAAAUAUGUACACACAAACAUCCUCUACUCGCAAUUAGCUUGGCUAAUCGAGGUAGGCAGAGGAAAACGUAAAGUAAUUUAUAACUAGGAAGAAAUUAAGAAGAGGAAAAGAACAGGAAGACAGAUCUAUACAACUGACACAAUAAGAUGAACUGAAGUUAUUACAAUACAACGUUACAAAAUAUACAAACUUAUUUAACUUAUUCACUUUAUUUAACUUUAACACUUGUUUUUUUUUUUGCCAUCAGGCUGAAACUCGUCUUAAAACAUGUCAUGAACACAUACAAACACUGGAGGUUAGUCACUAAAUCAUCAGAAAGUUUUACAUACCACGAUGGCAACGGCGGCGAAAACGUCACCACUAAAAAGUGACUUCGCGUUCUUUGAAACUUCAUCGCGAUUAUCCCGACUGGCUUACUCUCUUUAUAAAUAUAGGCGAACCAUCCCGGAGUUGAAUUCCUAAGAAAAAUAUCCAAGUUUAAACAGUGAAAGAGAAAUUCGUCUUCGUUUGUUGACGUACUCGAGAAAACGUGAAAAUAGGCAAUUUUUGGUCGUAGGCGUGCAAAGUUGUUGACCUAAUCCUUUUUUGACGUUCUCGUUGCCGUUGACGUCCUUUCCCCAUGAUUAUUUAACCUUCCUUCAUCAAAGCUAAUCCAAAGGUUCCAUCUUUUUACAGAGUUAUAUUUACUCAGGGUUCUAUCUGGGAUUCAUCAUUUGGGGGAGAAGUCCCGAGUGGCCGAAGCCCACGAGCUUCCUAGCGGGAUCCGGGGGAAUGCCCCCCCCCCCUCCCCCCAGAAAUUUUCUGAAAUGAAUAUGCAGUGAGGUGCAAUCUGGUGCAUUUUGAGACACAAUUUUGAGAAAUGUUAGAGUACAGUACAGUAUUUUAAAAUAAUACCCCAUAUUCCUUGUCAUAUAGUGUCCUCAGACAGGGAAUACUUGCUUCAUGUGCACUGACCUCGUCGCGUCUGGAUGAUUUUUCCUACAUAGUUACUUAUAUUUUGUAAUGAUAACAAUAUUUUUUUUUUUUGGAGGGGGGGGCAUCAAAUACCCUAGAUAGAACCCUGUUACUUUAUCAACUCAGUUGGCAAAACAAAAAAAAGUGUUUGACUCCCCCUUUCAAAGUUGUUUGAAACUAACCCCUUUAUUCUUUCGUUACCGUAAACUUCCGCUGAGAAGCCCUCCCGCCCUAAUUAUAAGCCUCCAUGCAGGCAUAGGCCCAUCAACCGGUAAACAAGAAAUACGUCCGGUAAUCCCCCCAACUCGGAUAUAAGCCCCCCUCUUGCUUGUAUCGAAAUGAAUUUGAUUUUUAUAACGUUUUGAAGCUUUAAAAGCGAGUGAAUUCAAAAAGUAUUUUGAUCAACACUGUUAUGUAGCUUGUUUUGAAACGCUUUUUUAGUCCGGUUAUAAGCUCCCCAGUUUACCAGCCCUCUUAAAAUCCAUUUUACGAAGUUGUAUAAGCCCAGGGAGUUAACGGCAUAUUGGCAACGAUAGAGAAAAAGAUUUUGGUUUUGGUAUAUUUUACGGCAUGUUUUGGAGUAUGGGGGAGUAUUUUAAGACGCUUGAAUAAAGGUAGCAAUAAUUAUUUUCGAGUGGAGAGAAACGAGGACCAGAAAUCCGUCUGUGUCCGUAGGCCACUCGAUCGGUUAUUUCUUGCAACUAUUUCGUGGAGCAAACGAUGGUUUAAUUUGCCAUCAUCAGAAAAAUUAAAUUUCUCUCUGGUUACUUUCUUUUCAGGUCGAGUUGAAUGAAAAAGCAGAGCUGGCAUGCCAGGAAAAGCUGAAAUGUAACAAAGUAUGUAAUUUCACCGUACUGAUACAUGUAUCUUGUUGGUACUCAAUUUCGCGACUUUGGUGAGACUGUAUUUCGCGAUUUCACAAGGCCAAUAUACAAAAGGGCAUUAAAUUUCGCGAUUCAAGCGUCAUCAACUUCCUUUUUUUUUUCAAAAAGUUUGAACCUUUUAGAAUUCUUUUUACAUUUAACAUUUUCUAUUCCAUAUGUGAAGUCUUUACAAAUUAACGAUAUUUCACAGUAGAAAUUAUAAAAUGGAACUUACCACAUCAGUAAAGCCAGUAAAUAAUUUGUGCAUUUGUCGAUGCAUACCCUGUGUUUGUUGUUGUUAUUACAAGUUUCUCAGUUUUUCUGUGAAUUGAAUUUUCUAUAUGGGUGUUAAAUUACGCGUGUUUAAAUUUCGCGAGUAUUUUUAUUCGAGCGAAGUUAAGUACAAAUAAGGUGUCUAAGCACAUCUAUUGGAAAUGACCAGUGGUUUGCACCCCUUAAGUUUUUACUAUGGUUUUGUCGCUUUUAUUUUCUUUACAGCUUGAAGUUGAAGUUAAUGAACUACGUGAUAAGUUGUCUAAACAGACGCAAGGAACACCAGACAACAGUUUGUUACGGUAAAGAUGUUAAAAAUCUAAGAAAUAUGGAAUAUUUUGUAUGUCGAGAGCGUUGAACGGAGAAAACCCGAGAUAAUUCAAACCCUUACUUUUCCCUUUGCAAAUCUGAGGUCAGGGCUAAGUUCACACGGCACUGGACGAGUUUACGACCGGUUGAAAAUUCGUUCGUUUAGCUGUUCUGUUCACACGGAAUCAUCUUAACCGAACGUAGCCUGUUCCAGGCGUUCGGAUGGUGGGGAGCGGGCAAAAAAUUAGGGCGCAGGCGAAAAAUUGACGAGGGAAAAAAUAGGGCCGGAAAAGGGAGGGAACGGCGUUUUCUCGCUCCCGCCCCAGUCUCCCCUCGUUUUUUUCCUCUCGUGUUUCUUUUUGCGCUGGCCGCGUACGAUUUAACUUGUUCCCCACUGUCUAAACGCCUGGAACCGGCUAUUCAAAGUUCCAUGUGAACAGAGAGGAAAUAUUGAACGGUUCCGCGUGAACGAAGUGUCUGGUCAAAUUUUCAGCCGGUCGAAAAUUCGUCUGGUGCUGUGUAAACGUGUUAGGAGUACAUUUUACCGAGUUAAUUGCAUUUUAUGGUUUUCGGGUUCGUAGGCGUUUUCACAGAUCUGUUAAUACAAGAACAUUCAUUCGGAUACAUAGUAUUCACUCUUAUAGAUUCUGGAUUCAAAAUCUCCGGACACGCGGCCAAACCACCAGAAAGUUUAUAUAAUUUGCGGAUUCACGCAAAAGGAAUCCGGUGCCAUAAUGUUCCAGAUUCGUCACGAAUCUCUCCCAGUAUAAACUGAACCUGUUUAUCGAACAUUUCUAAGCAUCCCUGAAGCAUUAAUUUUGGCCAAGAAAAGGUGUUGGAGGUGACCGUCACGAAUACGUCGGUUAUCCAACGUAAGAUUUGUGUGAGUACUUUAGAACACUGUAGUCUAGAAAUCUGAGCUUUGUAGCCGCUAUGAACGUUUUUUUUUUUUAUUUUAGUGAAUAUUCAAAUAUAAACUUCAGACGCACCGUUUGUGGAGCGGUAAUCGUUCUUUUAAAGUGGAGGGAGUACAGGGGGACUUUCUGCGGAAAGAAAGUUUCUCACUUUUUUCACUUUCUUCUCACUUUUAUAAUUUAAAUUUGCAUCGCUUUGUUUUACAGUAAAGAAGUGGAAAACCUUAGAGAAGAGAAUGCCAAACUACAGGAACAGCUGGAGAUGUACGAUCUUCGUAAAGAACAAAUGCAUAUGCAGGUAUGAACGCCCAUUUGUUGUUUUGAAGAUACCGGUAGUUUGUCAGUCACCCUGAUUUCGCCCCGAGACAUUAGAAACCUUUAGAUCCGACGGCACCGAGUCACCGACGGUAACGGGAUUCAUGAAGCAAUAGGUUUAGAUUGGCAAAACAGCAACUUUGCACGUGCCCCACAUUUCUUUGUAUAUCCUUUGCCUUAAGGGGACAACUACAGUGUGAAAAUAUCUAAGUUCCAGUUUUAUGGAGGACGUAAACAAGCGACGAUGAAAUUUUCUUCUCUUUCUGAACUUGGGUGUGGUUCUUAGGGAUUCAACUCCAGGAAAGUUCGUCUUAGUUACCAGGUCAUCCAUGUACGCAUAUUUUCUUCCUUCCCCACUGUCACUCCUCGUUUUAGAGGUUGUGAUUUGUGGCUUUUACCACAAAAAGCAAACAGAGAACAAAUAAGUCUUAGUCGACUUCCACCUGCCGCGUAGUCCUGCCCAAAGGAAUUUAUAUGUGAGUUGUUGCUUAUCUUUUUUUAAGGUUUAUACUUAGCUUUGAAUUGUUUUAGGGUUACUACGAUCCUACCAAAACCAAGAUAGUUCACCUGUCGAUGAAUCCAUCAAGCAUGGCUAAACAGCAGCGGGCAGAGGAGUUAGAGAAAUUGAGGAAGGAGAAUGAAACACUUCGGAGGAGGCUACAGAUCCUGGAGGAAGGAGGCGGCGGUAGCCAAGAAGAAGUCAGCCCCGGGCUCAACAAACUCACUCCUGAAGGAGCGCCGAGUGUCAUGAAACAAGUGGAAGGUCGGCCAGUUCUCUUUAUCCAUUGCGCUGGAUUUAUUAAUUGUAGUCACCUUACGAAUAGCUCCUCUUAGCCUGAUUUGCGUGUAAUUGUCUGGACCGUCUUUAUCGCCCAAAACGGGUCCCAGAAAUGAAUGUGUUCAGACCAUCGAGACGUCGAGCGAUUGGCGCGAUCACGUAUCUCCUGGAUAGACCUGGGCAGUUUUGGGAAAGGGAGUUUUCGAAAGUCCCCGUAAGGAAGGAUUGAGCCCAGGAAACCAUUGUUUUUGUCGUUUUACGGAGUUUUCCGGCAAUAGUUUUGAAAGAUAAUAUGACGUUUAAAACUUUGCGUCAAGAAAAAUGAAAACUUCCUUCAAGAAAACAAACUGGUUUCUUAGCGAGGAACUGCGCUUUUGGUUAUUAGAUUUUGAUCUACAUAUUUGAUUUCGGGACCGUCAAAUUACAGGGAUUUUCGAGAAACGGGCCUGGUCUAUGUAAUUGUCCAGAUUGUCUCAAUCGUUCCAAAAUAACCGAGGCCGCAAUAGAGACGAUCCAAACGAUUUUGUGGACUGACCAGGUUUUAAGAAUGCUAUAUAGUAAUUGCCUAUUCUACCCUUACUUCGAAUUGGCCAACUAGAGAAGAAACUUGUGGCAGUGACACUUCAACAAACUUUUUCGCUUCAUUUCGAUGAAACACUCGACUGAUUAUUUUAAAAGAAAAUGCUAACUGCGUAUGAUGCUUUAUUUGUUGAACACAAUCAUGAUUUUUUUUUACAAGAAAAAAAGUGUCAGCACCUGUGAUAUCCGUUGGCGAAACUAACCUCAAAAGCUUUGCUUAUGUGAGAAUCACCAGACUGCCUAGGGUAGGCUCCUGCCAUUUAAAGAAACGUUAGAGUGGCCGGAACUUUACUCCAGAAAGCAAGUUUUUCUAGUCGCGCAUAGGCAAAUAGUAUGAGCCAAACUUCACCACGUAGCACUCCAAGAAUUUUCAAUCCCCACCCCCACCCCCAUGUGUGCUGUAUUGUCGUUGUUGUUGUCCUGCCAUCUUCACAACAAUUUACAACUUUUCACUUAAGAUAUCUCGGGCUGUUGAAAAUAGAAACAACGUUUUCUUAAGCAGAUUUUUUAAACUACUCAUACUUGGAUUAGCACCAUUGAUUCUUAUGUCAUGAUCAUCAUCCAACAGAUUUCAAAGCUCAACUUUCCUCGGCAGAGAUGAAAAACCAGCGUCUUAAGGAGGUGAAUGGUGAAUUAUAUUUUGUUUCACUAUUUUACUAUUCUAAACUAGGCCCUCAGUCUUGAAACAAAUGGCACAACUGUAACGUUAUUUUAAUUGAUUUUGUGGUCAGGUUUUCAAGAAAAAGAUCCAAGAGUUUCGCGAGGCUUGUUAUGCGCUAACGGGAUACAAGGUGGAUGUGAUUCGAGACAAUCAGUAUCGACUUCAGUCCAUGUAUGCCGAGAGAUCUGCAGACGACUUGUUAUUUGAGGUAUAGUUUGUCAUAAGAACUGUUGUAAGUCCCAUACUGAAGACAUAACCAGUAGUUCACGUGGUCAACCCUGCCACAUUAGCAUGCAAAGAAAGUCAUAUCCGAUAGCCCAGGGCUGGUAGAUUUUGCUUUAGUCAGGCUACUAAAUUAUGUUCUUAACCUGCCCGACCGGCAAGUGAAUUUUUCCUUGGGGGGCGGGGAAUUCAAAUUACAGAAGAAAUGUUAUCAAUCUUGUUUGUCAAGAUUAUUUUUCGGGCUGGUCACAAUUACUCUUGAGCUAGGACAUGCUAGCUACAGCUUGCCUUUUGCACCUGCACAUGAAGGCCCAGCUGUUUACUUGGCAAAGGCACUAGUACCUUGGUUGGUUCUCAGUUGUUUUGAGAACCUGAGUAGUGGUCCAGCUCGCUAGGGGGUCGAAACCGGUUUGCAAACCAGUGCUCUAACUGCUGGGCUUACUUUGCUAUCCUUAUCUCACCCAAUAUGCACGUCGCCUGUAAAAGGGGUCUCUUCCGCGUGAAGCUUGAGGCGGCGCUAUUGAUUCCAUUAGAUCGCAUUAGAACUGAUACGAUGAUACAGUUUUACGAUGAAAAGCUGACUUGCACAAUAAUUUUUUCAGGAAUUUUAUGGUAACAACCAGUAUUUUCAACUCCUUUAUCAGAAAACUGAUUCUAUCCAAUAACCGCCUUGUUUUCUCGCCCAAACGAUACUCAAGUCUCCCUCGCUCUUCAUAAUUACCAUUUAUACUUUAAAGAAACAUCUCGUACGCAUGUAAAAGAAAAGUUAAAAGCAAGCCUUUGCCUGCUUAACAAGUGUUUCCGCUCGAGUUAUGGCGCGAAAACUUUGAGCCAGAGUCCCUCCCCCUUCUUUUAUUUGUUUGCUCUCGUUCCAGCUUUUGCUCAUUAACUCGAGCGGAAACGCUUGCUAUGCAGGCUAAGCUAGUCUUUUUGCAAGCUACUAUGUAGAACUUGUCCUUAUUUCUGACAACGUAUUCAGUGUAUUCCUUGUUUUUGAUGUUUUUUGUUUGUUUCGUUUGUUUGUUUGUUUGUUUGUUUUGUGCUUUUUACUAUUGUGCUUAAGUAAUGUUAACCUGGGUGCUGCAGCUUCUUCUGCGCGUGCGACUACUUGUUUCAUUUUGGGGGGCUAAAAGAGACUGGACACCGCUAGCAACGUAUUUCCCCGUUCCUUUUCAUGGUCUUGCUCGAUGACUCGAUACGAUUUCGUCUCAACUAUGUCAUAUUAGUCCUAUCUUUUAUUCAAAUCAAGCGAGAAAAAAACGAUAGCACCUCAGUUCAAGGAAGAAAACUUAAGUAAAGGUGAAUGUACCUGUUUUGAUUUUGUGCUUUUUUGUUGUAAUUUUAGAGCACUUCCAAAGGUGAAAUGAUGCUCCUUGCCACAGACUUCUCCUCUCAGUUAACGGAUCAAAUAGAGACUUAUCUGAAGAGAUUCAACUCUAUCCCUGCUUUCUUAAGCAGCAUCACGCUUGAACUCUUCAACCGACAAACGCAGACCAUAGUUAUCAGCUAAUAACAUUAGGAUCUGAUGAGAGAAAGAUGUCAAUCAAACUCGUCCCCAGGGUCCUCUCUUUUACUAAUAUGGCUGCUGGAAUCGAGAAGACUCUGGGACGAGGUUGAAUGUCAUUGAAAGUCGUUUCUGAAUAGCCCACGUUCGAUAUAUUAAAAUUGUAACAUGAUUCCGAAGCUUUCUGGUCAUUUUUCCAUAUUCGGAGUCAUGUUAGAAUUUUAAAAUGUCGACGUGAGCUAUUAUCAAAACUGGUUUGAAAAGUCUUAGCCUUUUGUUGGUUAAAAAACCCUGCUUUUCAGUAGUUUUCAUUUAAAUGGUUCCUCUUUAGGACUUCUAAUCAUUAUCAACCAGGAGCCCAUACGCCACUUGCACAUCUCCCAUAAUGCACCUUAUUUGCCCCC
Messenger RNA from Porites lobata, 18605 nucleotides. The record is from the annotation of a GenBank genome assembly. NCBI's taxonomy places the organism in Eukaryota, Metazoa, Cnidaria, Anthozoa, Scleractinia, Poritidae.